UACUCCUACUACUGACAAGCGUUCGGCCACAACACCAUUUUGCCGUGGCCAAAUCAUCGCACGAAACCGGUGGGCGAGAGGUUGUAGCUGAAGACUGACUGAGAGAUCAAUGGGCGAAGUAUUGUUCGAGCUCGAACAAGUUCUCAGAUCCAGACAGGACAAAAUGACGCCUCAAGAGGCUAGAGUUUUUCUAACGUGCAAGUCCGAUGCUGUUAAGAAUUUUACGCUUGGCUCUCUGGUUGGUGCCGGUGUUACGUGGGCAGCAACAUGGAGACUGAGUAAGUUUUCUCGAAUCAACCUUUCGGGAGGAGCUGCUGCUUUCUUUGGGUUAUGGAGGUUUGCUAGGUCCCUUGAUUCAUGUGUUGAUCAUGUUCUUGCACUAGAUGGAAGUAGGAUGCAGAAGGAGUUAGCAAAUAUAAUAGUGACAAGGUAUCAGGAUGAUCCUCCGAAAAUGCAGCUUAUCUCUAAGCAUUUCUAUUCUGAAAAAGUUUUUGAUGAUUCAGAUCUGCCAAAAUUAAGGUGGCGAUAUCGAAAUUUCUUUAGUGAUAAUGUUGUUCAUGGUCAAAGGACACAUGAGGGUGACUCUCCCAGCAACUCUGAAAAUAAUUCCCACAGCAACUCUCAUGGUGACUCGCACAAAGAUUCCCACACUGAUGCCCACAACAAAGUUCAUGGGGACUCCCACAAUGACUCUGACAGCCAAAGAACUAAUUUUGAGUCCAAACAAAUUCAUAGGAACCCUGGCUUUGAUGUGAUGGCGGACCCUUUUGAUUUUGUUUUUGGUAAUCUGGCUACAAGGGAGGAGAUUCAUCUCCCUAAUAUCUCAAGCACGCCGCCUAGGACGCUUACUCGUGGCCAUAAAAGAUCUCACCGAAGGCGUCGAAUGCACCAUCAGAAUGCCUUGUUAAAUUCUCAACCUACAUAAGAAGACCUUGCAUGUCAACAAAACAUCUGGAAGAAUCAGAGGAGAAAGAUAGAGAAACUAUUAAUCGGGGUUAUGAAAAAGGUUCAUUUGCGUGUUUGAUUUUCGGCAAUGAGGGGAAUUCUGCAGGAAUUAUCAAACUUCAGGUAUAUUAUGACCAUUUUCUCUGCGGUAUUGUAAUAAAGUUGUUAAAUGAAUCAGAUGAUAAGUACACAAUUAGCCUGUUUGGGCACUCUCUGGUUAUAUUACUAGAAAAUGCUAUUUUACUGUUCAUUAAUAAUAAUGGAAAAGAACAGCAUAUUUGGUUAGUUUCAA
Alnus glutinosa is the source of this 1237-nucleotide messenger RNA. RefSeq lists its product as uncharacterized. Bases 110 to 925 code for a protein of 271 amino acids. The transcript has 6 exons. The record is from RefSeq and is a predicted model, not a curated record. Lineage: Eukaryota; Viridiplantae; Streptophyta; Magnoliopsida; Fagales; Betulaceae.